AUGCCGACCUUGGAGAGAAUGGAAAUGGGAGAUAUUACGCCACCUUACCUCUUCACUGAAAUUCACCUGAUGACAUCGAAACCUGGCAAAUAUGUCGAUACUUUUGCGUUUGCUUUCUCUUUCAGCAGUGAGGUGUGGGCUGGCCUCUUCUUUUCCAUGCUUCUUAUUACUACGAUGUUCACUGUCGACAAGUGCACUCGAGAAAACAGCACGAAGGGCAUGAUUCGAAAACUCGGGAGCAGUUUCUGGCUAUGCUGCACGUAUUUCUUCACUUCAGCGAGUCAUAAAAGAGGGGCGAAGGUGUCGACCCGAAUUCUACUCGGAUCUUGGAGCCUCUUCUUAUUCAUCAUUGUUACGGCGCUGAGCAGCUGCCUCGUUAGCACCAUGCUCGUGAAGGGUACCGAAGAUCACGUGGACAAUCUUGAAGACAUCCUCAGAUUUCCGAAGCUCAAGAUCCUCGUGGAGAGAAGGACUGGCUUUGAACAUUUCAUCAUGAAAACAACAACACCUUUCUUCAAAAAGCUGCAGCGUCGAGUAGAACUCAUUCAAGGCUCAACCAUUCCGGGAGCAGUUCAAGAUGACACCUUUGACCGCGUCGAGGGUGGAGGUCACGUGCUCCUGCACGAGCGCAACUUCCAGGAUGCCACGUUGGCGGCCCGCUACGCGAAGCGUGGCCAAUGCAGCUUCAGACGGGCGCCUCGAGGUCUGCACCUGCAGGCCGUGGGCAUGAUGCUGAGGAAGAGCCUGAACCCGGACAUCAAGCGCACCAUAAACGCUCACCUUAGGAGGGCAUUCGAAAUGGGCCUCCAGGACAGGCCAAUUGAACCGUUCAUAUUCAACGCGUCCAGAUGCUACGUCGAAGAGCCCGAAGAAGCUGCCGCCUACCGACUGGAAGAUAUGCAGGGGGCGUUCUUUUCCUUGGUGUUAGGGCUGACCCUUUCCUUGGCAGCUUUCGUGAUGGAGCUCACAGUGAAGCGCUGUCCACCGUUCAGUACGAGAUGCCGCAUGCUACUGGACAGUGGACGUAAAUUAACCGAAGGAACCUAA
Molecule: messenger RNA, 1047 nt
Organism: Rhipicephalus sanguineus (brown dog tick)
Lineage: Eukaryota; Metazoa; Arthropoda; Arachnida; Ixodida; Ixodidae
Exons: 5
Coding region: 1-1047 (348 amino acids)
Cellular component (GO): membrane
Molecular function (GO): ligand-gated monoatomic ion channel activity
Source: RefSeq, a predicted model, not a curated record